Drosophila hydei is the source of this 1343-nucleotide messenger RNA. RefSeq names its product 26S proteasome regulatory subunit 10B (gene Rpt4R). Lineage: Eukaryota; Metazoa; Arthropoda; Insecta; Diptera; Drosophilidae. Bases 142 to 1329 code for a protein of 395 amino acids. The transcript has a single exon. The record is from RefSeq and is a predicted model, not a curated record. Gene Ontology annotation, biological process: positive regulation of RNA polymerase II transcription preinitiation complex assembly. Gene Ontology annotation, cellular component: proteasome regulatory particle, base subcomplex; cytosolic proteasome complex. Gene Ontology annotation, molecular function: proteasome-activating activity; ATP hydrolysis activity; ATP binding.
ACCUCGAUUAAGCUGCCAUUUUCAAAGUUGUGCUGAGCUCAUUGCUUUCCCUUAUAUUUCAAACGUCAAAAUCGUUAAACGUGAUUUGCAGUUUCAAGUCCGGUGAACGAUUCAAAUUUAACUCCAAUCGAAAUUAUAAACAUGUCAGCUACGGCAAGUGAUGCAAAUGAGCGCCUCACUGCGUUAACCAGCUAUCGCACCAAGCUCCUGGAACAUCGCGAAAUCGAAUCACGUUUGAAAUCCCUGCGUGACAAGCACAAGGAGCUGCAAUUGGAGUUCCAAAAGUCUGAGGAUGAUCUGAAGGCACUCCAAAGCGUAGGCCAAAUGUUGGGCGAGGUGCUCAAACAGCUGACGCCAGACAACUUUAUUGUGAAGUCCGCCAAUGGACCACGCUAUGUGGUCGGAUGUCGUCGUCAGCUGAACAAGUUGAAGCUGAAGCCCGGCACCCGUGUCGCUCUCGAUAUGACUACGCUCACCAUUAUGCGGUAUCUGCCGCGUGAAGUCGAUCCCCAGGUGUACAACAUGACGCAUGAGGAUCCUGGCAAUGUUGACUACUCUGCAAUUGGCGGCCUGGGUGACCAGAUCCGUGAGCUGCGAGAGGUCAUCGAGCUGCCACUCAUGAAUCCAGAGCUCUUCAUACGCGUUGGCAUCAAUCCGCCCAAGGGAUGCCUACUCUAUGGUCCACCUGGCACCGGCAAAACGCUGCUGGCACGCGCCAUUGCCUCCCAGCUGGAUGCAAACUUUUUAAAGGUCGUCUCCUCGGCCAUCGUGGACAAGUAUAUAGGGGAGAGCGCUCGACUGAUACGUGAAAUGUUUUCCUAUGCACGCGACCAUCAGCCGUGCAUCAUAUUCAUGGACGAGAUUGAUGCCAUUGGCGGGCGGCGCUUCUCGGAGGGCACCUCCGCUGAUCGUGAAAUACAGCGCACUCUGAUGGAGCUACUGAAUCAAAUGGACGGCUUUGAUGCACUGGGUCAGGUCAAAAUUAUAAUGGCCACCAAUCGUCCGGAUACUUUGGAUCCGGCUCUGCUGCGCCCUGGACGCUUGGAUCGCAAGCUGGAAAUCCCGCUGCCCAAUGAGAUAGCUCGCCUGGAUAUACUGAAGAUCCAUGCAGCACCGCUAAGCAAGCAGGGCGAGAUCGACUACGAGGCCGUGGUCAAACUCUCGGACAUGUUCAAUGGCGCCGAUCUGCGCAACAUCUGCACCGAGGCGGGCUUGUUUGCUCUACGCGAGGAUCGCGAAUACGUCAUCCACGAGGACUUCAUGAAGGCCGUGCGCAAAACGGCGGACAACAAAAAGCUGGAGACCAAGCUGGAGUACAAGCCGCUUUAAAAUCAUCAAAUUAC